AUGGCGACAUCAUCAAAUACAACUGCUGCUGUGGCAGAUGAAGGAAUGGAAGAACGCAUAAUUAAUGAAGAAUAUAAAAUUUGGAAGAAAAAUUGCCCGUUUCUUUAUGACAUGGUUAUGACUCACGCUCUUGAAUGGCCUAGCCUUACAGUCCAAUGGUUACCUGAUGUUAAACGUGUGGAUGGAGAUGAUUAUACUACACAUCGUUUGAUUUUGGGAACUCAUACAUCUGAUGAACAGGUUUUUUUUUUAUAA
Molecule: messenger RNA, 255 nt
Organism: Meloidogyne enterolobii
Lineage: Eukaryota; Metazoa; Nematoda; Chromadorea; Rhabditida; Meloidogynidae
Source: the annotation of a GenBank genome assembly